AUGGCGCUGCUGGACGUGUGCGGAGUCCCCCGGGGGCCGCAGCUCGUCUGGGCUAGCCAGGAUGCGGGUGCGGGAAGCAGGCGUCGCUCGGACCUGGGGCACUACAGUUUCUCCAUGCAAGCUCCGGAGCUCGCCCUCCCCCGGGGAAUGCAGCCCACCGAGUUCUUGAAGUCCUUCGCUGGAGACAGAGAGAGGAGUGUUCAGAUUGAGAUGGCUCACGGUACCACCACGCUGGCCUUCAAGUUCCAGCACGGUGUCAUUGUAGCGGUGGACUCCAGGGCCUCCGCUGGAAGCUACAUCAGCUCCUUAAGGGUGAACAAGGUGAUUGAAAUCAAUCCUUACCUGCUGGGCACCAUGUCUGGCUGUGCGGCUGACUGUCAGUACUGGGAACGGCUGUUGGCCAAAGAGUGCAGGCUGUACUACCUACGCAACGGGGAGCGGAUCUCAGUGUCAGCAGCCUCCAAACUGCUUUCCAACAUGAUGUGCCAGUAUAAAGGCAUGGGCCUCUCCAUGGGCAGCAUGAUCUGCGGCUGGGACAAGAAGGGUCCAGGGCUGUACUAUGUGGAUGAAAAUGGGACUCGGCUCUCAGGCCACAUGUUCUCCACUGGCAGUGGGAACACCUAUGCCUAUGGAGUUAUGGACAGUGGCUACAGGCCCAAGCUUACUCCGGAAGAGGCCUGUGACCUUGGCCGCAGGGCUAUCGCUCAUGCCACCCACAGAGACAGCUACUCUGGAGGCGUCGUCAAUAUGUACCACAUGAAGGAAGACGGCUGGGUGAAAGUGGAAAGUACCGAUGUCAGUGACCUGCUCCACCAGUACCUUCCCAGCAGUCAAUCGGUAGCAACCACGCAGGGGGGAGCCUUUCUGGGGACCGGGGUCCGGCGCACGGGCCCUGCGGACGGGGCGCGCGGGUGUCGGGCGCCGCCUGCUGGCCGCCUCGCGCAGCACAGGGCGGCGCUGGGAAACGAAAGCGAAAGCCCGGGAGCCACGCGCGACGCCGGGGGACCCCGAGUCCAGAAGGAGCGGAUUUCAGGCUCCGUCUUCCAGGACUUUGCAGGAAGCCCUGCGGAGCGGCUGUCCCGGCGCAGCAGGGGCGCAGUCCACGCCAACACCCUCCGCGUCCCCUGUCCCGGGUCCCUGACCCCAGCAUAA
Messenger RNA from Jaculus jaculus (lesser Egyptian jerboa), 1152 nucleotides. RefSeq names its product proteasome 20S subunit beta 8 (gene Psmb8). Bases 1 to 1152 code for a protein of 383 amino acids. Gene Ontology annotation, cellular component: proteasome core complex. The record is from RefSeq and is a predicted model, not a curated record. The transcript has 8 exons. NCBI's taxonomy places the organism in Eukaryota, Metazoa, Chordata, Mammalia, Rodentia, Dipodidae. Gene Ontology annotation, molecular function: threonine-type endopeptidase activity.